Molecule: messenger RNA, 2885 nt
Organism: Passer montanus (Eurasian tree sparrow)
Lineage: Eukaryota; Metazoa; Chordata; Aves; Passeriformes; Passeridae
Gene: SRPX2
Product: sushi repeat containing protein X-linked 2
Exons: 10
Coding region: 682-2118 (478 amino acids)
Source: RefSeq, a predicted model, not a curated record
CCGCUUCUCCUGCCCCUGCUCGGCUUCUCCAGCCCCUGCCCGGCUCUCCUGCCCCUGCCCGGCUCUCCUGCCCCUGCCCGGCCCCGGCAGAGGCUCCGCGCUCCCGGUGCUGGCGGGCCGGGCUCGGCAGCGCACAGACCCGGCUGCAAGCGCUUUUCUCGGCCGCGGGCUCGGAGCCUUCCGUCUGCAGCGGGCUCGCUCCCUCCCUCCCUGCCGCAGGAGGGGGAAAGCGGACCCGGCUCCUGCGGUUUCGUGCUCGCCCCUGCAGGCCCCCGCCGCCGGAGCCCGUCAGGGCUGGCACAGGCUCGGUUUGGCUCUCUCCUGUGUCCAAACAGGCUCCUGGCUCUCCUGCUUGCACAAGAAAGCCUCUUACAACCUUUUAAAGCCCCGGAGAAGCAGGAGGCGCGUCGGAAAACGGGCUAUCCUGGGAUUUACUUUUUUUUUUUUACAAUUCAUCAUUUUGGGCCUGACUCACGGCUUUUGAAUGUUUGGGAUGGGCGGCCAAGGGGGAAAGUAACUUUGCUCAGCACAAGCAGAGCGGCCAGGCAGGAGGGACAGACAUCUGAGCAGCGACAAGGCGACAGCGGGGGCCGUGAUCCCGCCUGCAGCCCCGCUCCAUCCGCUCCAUCCUCUCCAUCCUCGCGGCCGCUGCCGGCCCCAGCGCGGCAGGUGGGGCCCGCGAUGGCGCUGGGGACAGUCCCCGUGCUGCUGCUGCUGCUCCUCGCCAGGCUGGCGUCAUCCACGUGGCACGAAGGGUCUGGCUACUACCUGGAGAGUCACACCAACGAGGUGUACGCAGAAGAGCCGCCCCCCGAGCCUGCCCUGGAUUACCGUCGAGUGCCCCAGUGGUGCGCCACGCUCAGCAUCCACCGCGGAGAGGCCACUUGCUACUCUCCCCGGGGCGGCUCGUACCGCAGCAGCCUGGGCACCCGCUGCGAGCUGAGCUGCGCCCGCGGCUACCGCCUGGUGGGUCCCAGCGCCGUCCGGUGCCUGCCCAGCCGCCACUGGUCGGGGAUGGCGUACUGCCGACAAAUCCGGUGCCACGUGCUGCCGGCGGUGUUGCGGGGCUCCUACGCGUGCUCGGCGGGCGUGCAGAUGGAUUCCCGCUGUGACUACACCUGCCUGCCCGGCUACCAGCUGGAGGGCGACCGCAGCCGCGUCUGCAUGGAGGACGGCCACUGGAGCGGGAGCGAGCCGCUCUGUGUAGCCGAGGCACCCAGAGGUUCCGUGAAUCCCUCUCCUCUCCGGGCAGACCUGGAGCCGCCCAAGAUCCGCUGUCCGGACUCCCGGGAGCGCAUAGCCGAGCCAGGCAAGCUGACUGCCACCGUCUACUGGGACCCUCCCCGCGUCAGGGACUCUGCCGACGGUGUCAUCAAGAGGGUGAUGCUGCGGGGCCCGGAGCCCGGCUCCGAAUUCCCCGAGGGAGAGCAUGUGAUCCGCUACACGGCCCACGACCAGGCUUACAACCGCGCCAGCUGCAAGUUCAGCAUCCGCGUCCACGUGAGGCGCUGCCCCGUCCUGAAGCCCCCGCAGAACGGCUACAUCUCCUGCACCUCCGACGGCAACAACUACGGAGCCACCUGCGAGUACCUGUGCGACGGCGGCUACGAGCGCCAGGGCACCUCCCUGCGCGUCUGCCAGUCCAGCCAGCAGUGGACGGGCUCCCAGCCCCUUUGUGCACCCAUGCAGAUCAACACGGACGUGAGCUCGGCCGCCAGCCUGCUGGAUCAGUUCCAGGACAAACGCCGCCUCUUGGUCAUCUCGGCGCCCGACCCCUCGGACCGCUACUACAAGCUGCAGAUGUCCAUGCUGCAGCAAGCGGCCUGCGGGCUGGACCUGCGGCACCUCAGCACCGUGGAGCUGCUGGGGCAGCCCCCGCACCAGGUGGGGCGCAUCCGGGAGCACCGGCUGGCCCUCGGCAUCAUCGACGAGCUCAGGCGCUUCCUGCACCUCACACGCUCGCACUUCAACGCGGUGCUGCUGGACAAGGCGGGCACGGACCGCGAGCGCUACAUCGCCCCGGUCAGCCCCGACGAGCUCUUCGUCUUCAUCGACACGUACCUGCUGAGCGAGCGGGAGGCGGCGCGGCGGGCACAGAGCGGGGACCCCUGCGAGUGACCCCCGCCCUGCCCGCCGGGGACGGACACCUCCCUUCCUGCUUUCCUAGUCGCCCACUGCAGAGGAGGAGCAGCGUGCCAGGGAGCCCCGGGGAAGGGGAGCCCCUCCCUGGCUGCUCUGGCACACAGAGGUGAGCAGGGGCUGUGUCCCCCUGCCCAGAGCCAGCAGCUGUUUGCAGCUGGGGCAUGGCUCAGCCCAGCCAGGACCCUGGUGGGAGACACUGGAGUGCCCCUGCUCAAACCCCAGGGCAGGGGGGAGCUGGAGAGAGGCAGGGCAGCAGUGUGACAGCAGCUCCAGCCUCCCCACGGCUCACCCUGGGCACAGCCCGGACCCGCUGCCUCCCACUCUGAAAGCCCCGAUGAAAAUCCAAUGGCCCCACGCCCAGCAGAGCCCACAGCAGCCAGGCAGCGUGCAGUCCACCCCAGAGGGCUUGCAUCUCCCCUGCCGCUCACUCCCGCUCCCACCGCCCACGGGGAGCCCUCUCUGGGAACUGCUUUGGCAGUAGAACAUGAAGUUGAAAUAAACAGAUUUGUAAUAAAAAGCCAGGGCUGGCACAUGUGUCACUGAGAGGCCUGGGAAACAAAUGUUUCCUGCAGACCACAAACCCCAGACCCCCCAGGCUGACCCCACACAGUUCCCUCCACCCAGUGCUGCAGCUGGGGCUGGGCUGUGUAUGGGGAACGGGUGGAGAGGACAAGGACACAGCAGACUCUGGAACGGGGUGGUAGGAAAAAGAAUGGGAAGAAAUAAAAACACAAUGACAUUUA